Molecule: messenger RNA, 2576 nt
Organism: Amoebophrya sp. A120
Lineage: Eukaryota; Dinophyceae; Syndiniales; Amoebophryaceae
Source: the annotation of a GenBank genome assembly
AUCCGGCAAUCUGUGACCAGGACGGCCAAUUUACCGCGGCGAACGGCUGUCGGACAGACGUGAAUCCGCCGAUCUGCGAUGUCCCGGGGCAGUUUACUUUCGAGAACGGUUGCAGGAACCUGGUCAUAGCGGAUGAGAACGGGUUGUCGAAAGAGAAAAUUGUGGCCGAAGCGAUCGAUGAGGACAAGGAGGUGGUUAUCCUGUCUAAAAACGUCCCCACCCCAGAGUUGUCAUGCAAUUCUGCAUGCCAAAAAAGUUUCUCAUGCGGAGCCCUAUGAGAAGCAUUUUCCAUUCGUGUUAUGGAAUUUGUGAUGCCACCAUCAGCAUGCUAUGAUAGAUCUGUGAUGCAGAUAUGUGAACUAGCUGAAUCGAGGAUCACACUACGAGGACAAAUUUGUCAUGCCAAACAGCCAAAGCUGGUCGAUUUGUCUAGCAGAUUUCCCAUCUUGGCUCUGGUGUGGGGACGUUUUUAAUCAGGAUAGGGGUUACGCGGGAAUACGAUUUGAUCGUCCGCGAGGGCCCGGCCGCGAUUGUCGAGGGGGGUUUUCUGAACUUAACCGCGAUGCGGUUUCUGUGCAAGGGGAUCUGCGACUAUGGAUGUGUCAGAGUUGAAAUCGACAAAGUUGAAAUAAUUUGCCAUGCAUAAAAUGGAUGCCAGCUGGAACCCAGUUUCCAAGUGGCGCAUGACAAAUUUCGGCGGUCCCUAAAUCCAGUUUGUCAUGCUGUUUAGGCAAAGAAGAGCGAUUUUCUGAUGCUACUUUAGCAGCUCGAGCUGUAACCCCAAACAGGCUUACAAUCGGCCUCACUUGCCUUGUCUGCAACACACGCGCCUCGGGUCAUGCAUUUUAUGCAUUACAGAUUAUUUCAACUUUGACGAUUUCAAACCUGACGCUUCCAUAGCGACGUAGACGAGUUUAUCCCCGUCUUUCGUCCCACCAUGCACCUGGGCAUGUGGCGGCUUAUGAACUGCAAAAGUAUCGUAUUUGUACUAAUUGCAAUCAUGCAUGACAAGUCUUGGCCUUAAGGUAAAGCAGCAUGACAAAUUCCAGUUUUCAUGCUGAGCAAAUUUGUAAUGCAAUUUAGACUAGUACGAUUGCGAUACUUUUGCAAUGCAUACGGCUCCGCCCGGACCAGUGCCCCAACAACUGCACGGGGAAGGGCGUUUUAUCGUAUUGAAAAUCGUCCCCACCCCAUAGUUGUAAUGCAACUCUGCAUGCUGAAAAUGUUUCUCAUGCGGAGCCCAAUGAGAAGCAUUUUCUAGUCGUGAUUUGGAAUUUGCCAUGCUCCAAUCAGCAUGAUAUACCAGAUCUGUGAUGCUUCUGAACUACCUCAAUAAACAGCACUACACUACGAGUCCAAAUUUGUGAUGCAAAACAGCCAAAGCUUGUGGAUUUGUCUAGCCGAUUCCCCAUUUUGACUAUGGGGUGGGGGCAUUUUUCGUUGUAAUACGUUUGCGAGUUUUCCCACUGCGUCUGCGAAAAUGGGUGGACGGGGCCGGACUGCUCCUUACCGAUGUGCCCCGGAUCGCCCUGCUACACGGAUCCGAACUCGAUGGAAUAUCACUGCAUUGAGUGUUCCGGGCGGGGUCAGUGCGUCACGGACGACGUUCGCUAUGGGGUCUCGCACCCCAACAUACCCGCAGGCAUCAAAAACGCCUACGCGCUUGGAGGUGCGGCAGCAUUGAAGGACACGGUAGUACGAAGGUGCGAUAUGAAAGUGGACAACUUGUUCCCCUCCCCCUCGUUUGUGGUAAUGCAAAAUACCAAUUCCACGUACACGUUUGCCACUUGCGUUGAACAAGCACUGUUCGCAUCACAAAUUUCGAAAUAACCUGAAAUAGUGCUACAUUCCAUGUGUAGAAGAUUUCUUCGUUAUGUUGUGGGCGCAGGCCCAUUUCUGUCGUUGCUUGUGUUGACUCGUUCGUGCACAAUUACAAAUGAGGGGCAGAAGGGGGAGUUGUGCACUGUUAGACGCGAGUGUGACACGGGAUGGACGGGCGAGGACUGCAGUCUGGCGGCGUGCUUCAAAAAUUGCAGCUCCACCCCGACAGAGCACCGGGGAACCUGCUGGAAUGAGUUUCCGGCCGAGCAGUGCAUCUGCGUGCAGGGCUACGAGGGGAGCUACUGCGAGCGGAAAUUGUGUCUGAACAAGUGCUCCGGCAACGGGGUGUGCGUCGACGGGGAGUGUGUAUCACAAGAAAAAAGUGUUAAUACAGUUACACAUUGUGUUGCAGGCCAAGCAAGACAGACAAGCUCUGUCAUGCCGGAUAUGCAUAGGAGCCUCGUUUCAUACGUGUUUUCCCCUAGGAUUUCUGCAUUACAAGUUUUCUCUCUCAUGCAGAGAAAUUUGUGUUGCUGAAUUCACUACAAAAACAAAUAUGUAACUGUAACACUUUUUUCGUGGGAUAGUGUGUCUGCGACAUGUACUGGGUCGGUCCGGAUUGCUCGGUGCUGACCUUUUCGCCCGGGCGGAGUACGCAAACCGUCGACGUCGAGGGCGGAAGCGGGCUGGGGAAAAUGUACGCAUCAGUCGAUGCAGCUGCGUCGACCAUGGCUACUAGUAGGCGGAUACUGUAG